Messenger RNA from Cryptotermes secundus, 904 nucleotides. RefSeq names its product 3-hydroxyacyl-CoA dehydrogenase type-2 (gene scu). NCBI's taxonomy places the organism in Eukaryota, Metazoa, Arthropoda, Insecta, Blattodea, Kalotermitidae. Gene Ontology annotation, cellular component: mitochondrion. Gene Ontology annotation, molecular function: estradiol 17-beta-dehydrogenase [NAD(P)+] activity. Gene Ontology annotation, biological process: androgen metabolic process; fatty acid metabolic process; estrogen metabolic process. The record is from RefSeq and is a predicted model, not a curated record.
UGGAUACAAGUGUGAUUCACUUCUUUAAUGUACGAUGUUGAAGAAUAUUGUGGGACUAGUAACUGGAGGUGCGUCAGGACUUGGCAGAGCAACGGUUGAACGUCUGGUAAAGGAAGGAGGACGGGCUGUGUUAUGUGAUCUUCAGUCAUCCUCUGGUCAUGAAGUUGAAAAAGAGCUUGGAGAGAAAGUAGUCUUUGUACCAACUGAUGUGGUAUCUGAAAGUGAUGUUACGAAUGCUGUCCAAGUUGCCAAGGAAAAGUUUGGGCGACUCACUGUGGCUGUCAACUGUGCUGGAAUCGGGGUUGCUUUCAAGACAUAUAACUUCAAUAAGAAAGUUCCGCAUGUAUUACAAGAUUUCACCAAAGUUCUCAUGGUGAAUACUGUUGGAACAUUCAACGUGAUACGUUUGGCUGCUGGCUUGAUUGGCGAAAAUGAACCAAAUGAAGAUGGUGAACGAGGAAUUAUCAUUAACACUGCAAGUGUGGCAGCCUUUGAUGGUCAGAUGGGCCAAGCGGCAUACUCUGCUAGCAAGGGAGCUAUUGUUGGUAUGACUCUUCCCAUUGCCCGUGACUUAGCGGACCAAGGAAUUCGAGUCUGCACAAUAGCACCUGGUCUGUUUCAUACACCGCUACUUGCUUCAUUGCCAGAUAAAGUUCUCCAUUUUUUGGCAAAAUCUGUUCCUUUUCCAAAAAGGUUGGGAAAUCCUGAAGAGUUUGCCCUCUUGGUUCAGAGCAUAAUUCAGAAUCCAAUGUUAAAUGGAGAAGUAAUAAGAUUGGAUGGUGCCAUACGCAUGCAGCCAUAAGUGAAUACUGAAGUGAAGGGCAAGAGUUGUUAUUUUUUUAAGCAUACAGUGUAUUUGUUAAUAAUCAAGAAAUAUUAAAUGUGGAAUUUUAUAUACACAGUA